GACAGAGAGAAAGCCACAGAGCAGGAGGGUGUGCGGAGCAGAGCUAGAGCUUAGAGAGACCCAGUGAGGGCGGGUGCAGGCAGGGGCAAAGCCAGUGAUCGCAGGUGCCUGCGACCCCCGGAUUCCAGGGCACUACCGGAGUUCAGAGGAGCACCGGGCUACCGGCCAAGAGGUGGUGCGGGGACUGGGGGUGAACACUCGCCCAGGUGCUCGCCGGUGAGGUGACCCCAGACUCCGAGUGGUUCCGUGCCCAGGUGCUCGCCUGGGAGGUGGUGCGGGUCUCCGGGUGGCUGUGUGCCUAGGUGCUGGCCCAGGGGGUGGCGCGGGGUUCUGGGUUGCUGGAUGCCCUCUGGGUAGCCAUGGCGACAGGGGCCAGGGGUCGCUGGGCUACCGCGUCGCCGAGGGGCUAAGUCGGCAGCGGUCUGCGCCAUGGCGGCGCGGGGUUGCGGGCCCUGAGCGCCAGCUGCGGGCGCGCACCAUGAACUCGUGGGACGCGGGCCUGGCGGGGCUGCUGGUGGGCACGAUCGGCGUGUCGCUGCUGUCCAACGGGCUGGUGCUGCUCUGCCUCCUGCACAGCGCUGACAUCCGCCGCCAGGCGCCGGCGCUCUUCACUCUCAACCUCACGUGUGGCAACCUGCUUUGUACCGUGGUCAACAUGCCACUAACACUGGCCGGCGUCGUGGCACAACGGCAGCCGGCCGGGGACCGCCUGUGCCGCCUGGCCGCCUUCCUCGACACCUUUCUGGCCGCCAACUCCAUGCUAAGCAUGGCCGCGCUCAGCAUCGACCGCUGGGUGGCUGUGGUCUUCCCGCUGAGCUACCGUGCCAAGAUGCGCCUCCGAGAUGCCGCCUUCAUGGUGGCCUACACGUGGCUGCACGCGCUCACCUUCCCGGCCACCGCACUCGCCCUGUCCUGGCUCGGCUUCCACCAGCUGUAUGCCUCGUGCACGCUGUGCAGCCGGCGGCCGGACGAGCGCCUGCGCUUUGCUGUCUUCACUAGCGCCUUCCAUGCGCUCAGCUUCCUGCUCUCCUUCAUCGUGCUCUGCUUCACGUACCUCAAGGUGCUCAAGGUGGCCCGCUUUCACUGCAAGCGCAUCGACGUGAUCACCAUGCAGACGCUUGUGCUGUUGGUGGACAUCCACCCCAGUGUGAGGGAACGAUGUCUGGAGGAACAGAAGCGGAGGCGACAGCGUGCCACCAAGAAGAUCAGCACCUUCAUAGGGACCUUCCUCGUGUGCUUUGCACCCUAUGUGAUUACCAGGCUGGUGGAACUCUUCUCCACGGCGCCCAUUGGCUCUCACUGGGGUGUGCUGUCCAAGUGCUUGGCCUACAGCAAGGCUGCUUCUGACCCCUUCGUGUACUCCUUGCUGCGACACCAGUACCGCAGGAGCUGCAAGGAGCUUCUGAACAGGAUCUUCAACAGACGCUCCAUUCACUCUGUGGGCCUCACAGGUGACUCUCACAGCCAGAACAUUCUGCCAGUGUCAGAAUGAAGGACAACUCUCCUGUUGGGGAGUUCAGAAUGAGGUGGCCAGAGCAGAGGGAGGUGGUCUGGGACUCCUGGGUGGACAAUAACUCUGCCACCAUUGCCUGGUGAUUGCUGUGCUGCUGAUGUAUGAGCAAGAUCUGGGGCCUGCUUCUUGAAUCUUCCAGGGUAGGUGUCAGACUGUCCCUAUUUGUCACCAAAGGAUGACCAUAGGCCACACCUUGGCCUUUCUUCCUGAGAGUGUUUUGAGUGCUUAGACUUACCAAAGGCCUCCCAGAGGAUGGUAGGCCAGGAUGGUAGACACAGAGUGCUGGUGGCAGGUGUGGGGCACAAUACCCACCCGUUUGCUAACUACUGGUCAUGGGGCUCCAUGCUCCAAGGGACAUUUUAGUGAUGCUGGAAGUGAGGCUGUCUGUAGCCAUCUGGCUCCAGAUCUACUGUGGCAUCUCUUUUCUCCUUGGUAGUAUUUGCUGCUGUAACCCAAAUAUUAUCCAGCUGGUGCCAACAUUAUGGUCAGCUGAUACCCUCGGGCCCUGAACUCAAUGGGAACAUGCUUAACAACAAGUUUGCUGCCUACCAGUUGUCUUAGGAAUGAUAGAUUGGAUUCAGCUUUUGUCUCUCUUCCAUCAAACUUAUGUUUGCGUGUAUUGACAAUCUUAGCAUGAAAGUGGUCUCAAUAGACAGGUCUUAGAGAAUGUUAGAUUCCAUGAAAUCUGAGCAGGAAGUCACCUUCUGAUUUGCAUGCCAUAAGUAAGGGAACCCAGGAAAUAUGGAAGCAGGAAGAUGGUGGCUGGUCUGUCCUACCUCCACAUCUGGGAUCUGAUUUGGUAGAGAGUACUUCCUCUUGUCUUAGACAUCUUGUCCAUCGUAUCCUAGGAGCUGACUUGAACAGGGAUACAGUCUUAGUUUUCAGAUACUAGAUUCCAUUAUCUGAGUGGUUCAUUACCCUCAUUCUGCAAUUUUGUCCUGAGAAAGCAAGAGCUAUCCAAGGUCACUACAAAAGUGCUCUGUGCCACUGAUAAGAGUGUAGUUAGCAUAGGAUGCUGUUCUUAUAGUAUACAUGCCAGUCCAUUGGGAGCCAUUGUCUUAAUCUCAUCAAAAACCAAGAUAAGGACAGGAGAAAAAAGCUUAGCCAGUAAAGUGCUUACUGUGUAAGCACGAAGGCCUAGUCCAACCUCAAGAACCCAGAUUAAAAGCAAACUGGACAUUGGUAUGCACCCAUAAUCCUAGCACUGGAGAAGAGAGUGAGUAACUCCAUAGAACUCACUGGUCAGCCAAGAUUUAGCUGAAUAGGUUAUAGGCCAGUGAC
Grammomys surdaster is the source of this 2794-nucleotide messenger RNA. RefSeq names its product G protein-coupled receptor 26 (gene Gpr26). Lineage: Eukaryota; Metazoa; Chordata; Mammalia; Rodentia; Muridae. Gene Ontology annotation, cellular component: membrane. Gene Ontology annotation, biological process: adenylate cyclase-activating G protein-coupled receptor signaling pathway. The record is from RefSeq and is a predicted model, not a curated record. The coding region runs from base 479 to 1492 and encodes 337 amino acids. Gene Ontology annotation, molecular function: G protein-coupled receptor activity. The transcript has 3 exons.